GUUUGGAUCAUUUGGAUUUGGUUCUUCUUCAUUACUCAAUUCGGCAUACAGAUUUGUGAUUAGACAAAAAACACCGGUUUAAAAAAUCAAUUUCGUUCGGAUAUAUUUUAAAAGAAAAUGAAUUAUUUCACACACGAGUUCGUCGAAGGGCAUCGUCGAGGUUCCAGAUUACUCUGGGUUCCUGAAGAAAAAUACCUCUAUUUCAAAAAGGAUGACCGGAGUGGAAAAACAAUAUAUCUCUGCUACGAAAAUCAAUUGCAAAAUGAGCAAAUAUGUUCAUCUCGUCGUUCAAUUGAUUCGGAGGGAACAAUGACAACAAAUUCAAUCCCUCAUUCAUGUCAUUCUAAUCACCAGGCUGUCCAUGACAAACUGAAAUUAAGAUCGCACAUUAUUGAUUCUUGUGAACACGCAGCGCAUGCACUGGAAGAUCUUCAUUUCACCAUUCCCACGCAACAGAUUUUUACUCGAGAGGUUGCCAAACAACCGCUUGGGGCAACAAGUUUGAGCUACAAUAGCAUUUCGCGAACUUUGCGUCGACAUGUUAAUAAAAAGUAUCCGUCGAAACCGGAUACUUUAGCGAAAAUCAUAGCAGCAUAUGCUGACCCUACAACAAUGCUGCAGUAUGGCUUCAACUUGAGAGAUACGCAUCGGUUUUAUGUCGACACAAUUGAUAAAAAAAGAGGUGGUUUUACUAUUUUCGCUUCGAAUGAAGUGAUGCGAAUGAUCGACGAAAAUAUUCCACCUGAGAAUCGAAAAUAUAUGUUGGACGGCACGUUCGCUGUGGCUCCACUCGGCAGUUUCUACCAAUUGCUCAUUAUUGCCAUAGAUUAUAAAAAAGAUUUGUUUCCGAUAGUCUACGUAUUAAUGACGGACAAAGAAGCAGCGUCGUAUCAAGCUGUAUUUGAAUAUAUUGAAACGCAUAUAUUUAAACUUCAACCAGCCGAAUUUAUGGCCGAUUUCGAAACUGGUUUGAGGGCUGCGAUCCAAAGAUACUACCCUGAAGCAUCUCUCCACGGAUGUUGGUAUCAUUAUUGUUCGAGUAUCCGCCGGCGCCUUAUGACUCUUGAUAUGCAUCAAGUCAUAACUGAUGAUCCUUCAGGAAUAGAAAUUCAUAGGAUGUGUUUGAGCUUACCGUUACUGCCUCAAGCAUGCAUUCUAGAGGGUUUCAACGUGGUUCAAAGAACGGCACGAGAAAAAGGACUUUAUAGUGAAUUCAAAAGUUUUUUAAAUAUUUCAAUGACUUUUGGAUGCAUUUGAAUAACACCAGUUCGCUGUCUGUGGCAUUUUUGGCAAACCGAACGUCAUCUCCUUUGGAAUCACUAAACUCCAUACUCACUCGAUCAAUCGCAAAAAAAACUCAUUUUUUUCGCUUUGUCGGCCGUCUGAAGCUGUUUGAAAGUAAAAAAGCUCACGACAUGUCGCUCGCAAUAAACAGUCGAGACUAUAGGCCGUCAAACAGAAAGCAUCACCAACGAAACGAAAAAAUCAUUGAAAUCACGAAAAUGCUCGACGAGGGAAAAAUUGACGUGGAACAAUUCUUGGAAGAAAUGUCCAAUGAUCGAAAUCGUUACGUCCACGAAUAUUACGAUCCGGAAUUAGAUUCAGAUUCCGAAGAAUCAUCCCAAUGUGGAUAUGAUGAAGAGUCCGAUAGCAAUUAAAAUAAAGUUGUACACGCAGAGAGCUAAUUCCCAUUUUCGGCAGAUUUUAGUCUUUCGAAUCCUCGUUAGCAUGUUUUUUUUUGAUUUCGAACGUUUUUUCUGAAUAAAAU
Messenger RNA from Sitodiplosis mosellana (orange wheat blossom midge), 1768 nucleotides. RefSeq lists its product as uncharacterized. The record is from RefSeq and is a predicted model, not a curated record. The coding region runs from base 118 to 1257 and encodes 379 amino acids. The transcript has 6 exons. Lineage: Eukaryota; Metazoa; Arthropoda; Insecta; Diptera; Cecidomyiidae.